Molecule: messenger RNA, 1689 nt
Organism: Annulohypoxylon truncatum
Lineage: Eukaryota; Fungi; Ascomycota; Sordariomycetes; Xylariales; Hypoxylaceae
Product: Pfs, NACHT and ankyrin domain protein
Exons: 3
Coding region: 126-1571 (481 amino acids)
Molecular function (GO): heme binding; iron ion binding; steroid hydroxylase activity
Source: RefSeq, a predicted model, not a curated record
GCCUCGUACAUCAACUCGCGUAGGUUGGAUAUUGUUGACCGUAACGACAUGUUAUUUGGCAUCCUAACUCUCGGCGUGUAAACAGGCUUUAUGGAAAUAGAUUGACGGGAAACCGAGUUACGAUCAUGGGUACCACAUAUUACUAUUUCCAGGAUAGGGAGACUCUAGAGAAGCUUUUCAAGCACAAGGCCCUAUCCAGCGCCAUAGAUAUGUAUGGCUUCAGAAACUCUAAAAUUCUUGGAGCUUCCAAGGAGUCGUCGACUGUUUACUCAGCUGACAACUCGGGCCCGUUCCCGCAGCCGCACCCGAACAGUAAUGUUCUCCCCCACAAUCGUGUUGAUCACAUCACCCACAGUCUCGCCUUUCGUGGCCUUACCGGCCCGGGAUUACAGCCAGCAACACGUCGGUUUGCAAAGGAAAUGCCCCGUAAGUUUGCAGAACAAGGUAUUACGGAAGACUGGACGGAAAUGGGCGACUUCGCUCAGUUCUUCAGACACAACCUCGGCCCUUCAGGUGUCCAAUGCAUCUUCGGGCCCACAAUGCUUCGCCUGAAUCCAACGUUUGUCCAGGAUAUCUUCGAAUUCGACAGGCUCUUUCCAAAAUUCGCCCCAGGGCUUCCUUACUUCAUGAUGCCGAAGAAUUAUGAUUUCAGGGAGCGACUCGCUUGUCAGUUCAAGACCUGGUAUCAGUACGCGAGGAAACACUUCGACCCUUCACUCAUCGAUGCUGACGGCGAUGGUGACCCGAUUUGGGGAUGCGCCAUGAUGCGUAGCCGUCAAGCUCUUCUCUUGAAGGCUGACAAGCAUGACGACGACGUUCUCUCUCAUCUCGACGUCGGAUUAUCUUGGGCUACCAUAGUGAAUGUGGUGGUGACCACGAUGUUUGCGGUCUACCAUAUCUUCCAAGACAAAGACCUCCUGGCUCGGGUUCGUCAUGAUCUCAAGGAGUAUCUCACUGGGCGAUCUGUGCAAGACGUCGAUCCGCAGAAGCUCGCUAGAGAUGUGCCACUUCUUUCGGCCAUUUAUGCAGAGUCAAUGCGUGUUUACAUCAAAGUGUACUCGGCAUACAGCUCGGCACACGAGGACAUCGAUCUGGGGAAAUGGGUUUUGCCCAAAGGUGCCUUGGCGUUGGUGAACUCGGAGCCCUCACACAUGGACAAGACAUUCUGGAAUACCAAGAACAACAUGUACCCGGUCGAGACGUUUUGGGCCGACCGAUUCAUGGUGAACCCAUCCGACCCGACCAGCGGGCCAGUCAAUCCAGAUAUCUGGGACCGGUCUAUGCGUUUCGAGAAGGCAGAUACUGGUGGGAAACCAUAUUUCUCCAUGGAGGGCUGUCAAGGCUCUUGGAUCCCUUAUGGAGGUGGCUUCUCCAUGUGUCCCGGUCGUUUCCUCGUGAAGUCCAUCAUUAUUCUCACAUGCGGGUUUUUGGCGAUGGAGUACGAUAUUGAGAUUCUCACCGACUCUAUCGAAUUUACCAACUAUCGGUAUGGCAUGGGAGUAGAAGAUAUGAAGCAUCCUCUUCCUUUCCGCAUUAGGAAGAGGGUUGUUGAGCGAACUAAAAUCGUGUAAAUUCUAUCUUAGCCUGUAUAGACAAACCCCUUGAAUAAGAACCCACCGCCGGAGCGAUGUACGGAACAUCUCACGACGGGAUGAGUAACUAAGCCUCCUGGACCUCCGGGCUCGGUCG